AUGUAUUGCAUGAAGGAAAGUGAUGUGAAUAGUUUCUUUGCAAUUGUUUGUGGAUAUAAUCCUGAAAUUACAAUCGGAAUAAUGUUGGAUGACAUUUUAAAGACACAUCUGAAAGAGAAGAAUACUAAGAAUUUAUCAUAUGUGGAGAAAGUGGACACAAUUAUAAGAAUAAUGAAUCAACGUAAUGAAUUGGCCAAACCUUUACCUGAUGAUGAAUUUGGUGAUUUUGCAGAAUUUAUGAAAGAUGAAGAGCCAUCUACAAAACAUGCCAAACAACAUUUGUACAUUUGCAUUCAUAAUAUUGAUGGACCAGGCCUUCGUUCUAAAUCCACUCAACAUUUACUCUCUGUUCUAUCAAGUAAUAGAUAUAUUCACUUGAUUUGUAGUGUAGAUAAUCAAUUAUCAAAUUUAUUAUGGGAACCCUCAAUUGAAGACAAGUUUGGCUUUAUGAGAUUCAAUAUUACCAACUUUUGUACAUAUUUUGCUGAAUCUGAAUAUUACUCAUUACAAGAUUUGUACAAUGAAUCAUCUGAUGGAAAGAAGAGUAGUGAAGAGAAAUCACUUGGACCAGUUGAAAUUGUUGCCAAUAUUUUAAAGUCAGCAAACAAGAAACACAGACAAAUUUACAUGAUUAUUUGCAACAAAUUUAUUGAAAAUGAAAAGUACAAUGAAUCGGAAGAAGGAUCUAGCCAACCUAAACCUAGUGGCAGCACUCAUCAAGAAAUCAAAUCUUCUAUGGGUGUUUAUUCAACAGAUGAUGCCUUGCUGAGAGAUGGUUUGUCAUAUCUGGAAAAUCAAAUUAAGGUUAUCAAGAAGAAGCAAAAUACCUUUAUUCCGACCUUGAAGCGAAAUCAAUGUGAAAAACUCUUGGUCAUAUUAAACAAUUCAUAA
Messenger RNA from Naegleria gruberi, 891 nucleotides. RefSeq lists its product as uncharacterized. The coding region runs from base 1 to 891 and encodes 296 amino acids. The record is from RefSeq and is a predicted model, not a curated record. Gene Ontology annotation, molecular function: DNA replication origin binding. Gene Ontology annotation, biological process: DNA replication. The transcript has a single exon. NCBI's taxonomy places the organism in Eukaryota, Heterolobosea, Eutetramitea, Acrasida, Naegleriidae. Gene Ontology annotation, cellular component: nucleus; nuclear origin of replication recognition complex.